Molecule: messenger RNA, 1510 nt
Organism: Octodon degus (degu)
Lineage: Eukaryota; Metazoa; Chordata; Mammalia; Rodentia; Octodontidae
Gene: Ecsit
Product: ECSIT signalling integrator
Exons: 8
Coding region: 136-1431 (431 amino acids)
Cellular component (GO): mitochondrion
Source: RefSeq, a predicted model, not a curated record
CCAGGAACAGUAAAGAACUGUGGAGAUGGGUUUAUAAAGACCAAUACCCUCGCCUGAGAUGUGGCAACUGCCAGGAUCCUGCUUUAUGUGCUGAUCCACGUGGGGCUGGCCUGACCUGAGACCUCAAGCUCCAGCAUGAGCUGUGUGCGGGCCAGGCUGCUGGCCCGCGGCCUCCUGAAGGGCUGGGCUGGCCUCUGCAGCGCUGACCUCCCCGGAGCCCUCCUCUCCCAGGUGUCGCCCCGCCUCCCCCGGGCCUUCCACUGCAGCACCACCCCCCUCGCCUCCAUGAAGUCCCUGGUUCCUCGACCCAGGGAGCCUGGGAAGAAGCCUGGGAAAGUCCCUGUGCCUCAUGAAGAGCUGUUCCAGCCGACGCCAGGCGGCACAAGAGACAAGGCCAGCUUUGCGCUCGCUGUCCAGAGCUUCGCACAGCACAGCGUGCGCAAGCGUGGCCACGUGGACUUCAUCUACCUGGCGCUGCGCAAGAUGCCCGCAUAUGGCGUAGAGCGCGACCUGGCCUCCUACAACCUUUUGCUGGACAUCUUCCCCAAGGAGGUCUUCCGGCCGCGCAACAUAUUCCAGCGCAUCUUCAUCCACUAUCCGCGGCAGCAGGAGUGUGGCGUGGCCGUGCUGGAGCAGAUGGAGAACCACGGAGUGAUGCCCAACAAGGAGACGGAGUUCCUGCUGCUGCAGAUCUUCGGGCGCGGAAGCCACCCCAUGCUCAAGUACGUGCGCAUGCGCCUGUGGCUCACGCGCUUCCAGAACAUCAACCCCUUCCCGGUGCCGCGCGAGCUGCCCCAGGAUGCAGUGGAGCUGGCCACGCUGGGCCUGCGGCACAUGGAGCCCGACCUCAGCGCCAGGGUCACCGUCUACCAGAAGCCUUUGCCGGAUGACGGGACAGAUCCAGUAGAUUCCGUUCAGCCCCACAUCGUAGGCAUCCAGAGUCCCGACCAGCAGGACGCCCUGGCCUGCCACAACCCAGCCCGGCCACUCUUCGUGGAGGGACCCUUCUCCUUGUGGCUGCGCAACAAGUGUGUCUAUUACCACAUCCUCAGGGCUGACCUGCUGCCCCCCGAAGAGAAGAAAGAGCAGGAGAUCCCGGAGGAGUGGAACCUCUACCACCCGAUGAAGCUGGACCUGGACUAUGCACGGAGCGGCUGGGACGACUAUGAGUUUGAUAUUGAUGAAGUAGAGGAAGGCCCAGUCUUCGCCAUAUGCGUGGCAGGUGCCCACGACCAGGAGACUCUAGCCAAGUGGAUCCAGGGCCUGCAGGAAACCAACCCAGCCCUGGCCCGCAUCCCCGUGGUCUUCCGCCUGGCGGGGUCCACUGGGGAGCUCCUGGCAGCAUCAGGACUGGAGGAUUCACACCAGUCCCAGCAUGAGGGCCAGGAGGAAGAUGAGCGUCUGCAGCGACAGCAGCACGGCCAGAGUUGAAUCUGAGGAGGCUUUGGACUGGUGUGACAGUGCAAAAUUAUGUUUGCGUGUAUAGCAAAUAAAAAUUUUCCUCCUUGGG